Molecule: messenger RNA, 3519 nt
Organism: Durotheca rogersii
Lineage: Eukaryota; Fungi; Ascomycota; Sordariomycetes; Xylariales; Xylariaceae
Product: cytidine deaminase-like protein
Exons: 3
Coding region: 727-2775 (682 amino acids)
Biological process (GO): tRNA wobble adenosine to inosine editing
Cellular component (GO): nucleus; cytoplasm
Molecular function (GO): tRNA-specific adenosine-34 deaminase activity
Source: RefSeq, a predicted model, not a curated record
UACCGAAGGAGAGGAAAAUAUAAAACCACCCAACGUAAAAUGCUAAGGUUUGAUUUCUCGCCCGCAACUACAUUCAACCUCUACUUACCUACAGGCUGCCACACCAACCUGACCUGGCCUGCCUGAGUUCAUUCAUACUACGUGCGGUAAAGUGCUAAGCGCCUCCGUCUCCUAGCCACCUCCUUGUUGAGAAUCUGGGUUUCCUCGGAGAGUUAGCCGGCCUAAUUUUAUACCUACCUACCUACUUUGUUCAACCCACGGGUUUGUGGCUCGGACGGGGAGGAGCAGGUUAAGUUAGAAGACUCAAGCGCGAGUGUGUGCAUGUCUGGAGGCGGCGCCCGCUCGUGGUCGGAAUUCGUUGGCGUAGUAAAUCAUUAGCCAGGUUCGACAGGCUGUCCUCGGGCGGCGUGACGCGGGCAUUUGCCGAUAUAGGUAUAUACUAGGGUGUAGCAGAGGGUCUAACAGCCGCAGUCUCGCAGUGGGCGAUUGCGCGUAUCUUCGUAAAGAGGGCUUGCUGGCGGGCAGGCUGUUGGCCAGCGAGCGAAGGCGACGGAAGAAGAAGGAAGGUCGCCGCGAGGCCGAGACGAAAGAGGGACAGCCACGGAGGCGGGAAGAAGGAGGAGGAGGAGGGAAGAGGGAGAGGAGGAAGAGGAGGGGGGGGGAUACAAUAAAAAAGAGGAAAGCUUAAGGUGCCGGUGCGGUAGCUAAAACUGAAACCGAGGAAGCAUGGCAAAGCAAGGAACGAUGGAGGGACAGAAAUUCUCAGGUUACAUGUCGAGUCUCUGGCACGCGCUGUUUGCGCCUUUCCUCCUCCUCUUCACCCGCAUCUCUCGCUUCACCUCCGCCCGUCAAGGCCCUCGUCAGGACGCCCGUGAAAGCAGCUAUUCGCCUAGCCAACCGCGGCCACCUCACCAACCACACCCGCCCCGUCCUCCCCAGCAAACAUCGCCUUCCACCCACCUGACGCAGCCCGCUCCAGACCCCUCCCCCUCCCCCUCCCCCUCCUCUAUACCCCCAUCGACGUCCAAUCCUACCAUCUCGCAGUCCCCCCCCGGCGACAGCGCCUUUGUGGAUCUUGAGCAAGGCCGGCACUCUAUAUCCCGACACUAUCCCCGAGAAGACGACGACAGCGACUACUGUGACUGCGGUGACGACAGCGACGGCGACGGCAGCAUGGCCUCAUCUAAGAAGAAGCGCGGCGGCCAGAAGCGAGGCGGCCCCAACAGCAACGGACCUCGGCCCAUCGCCCCCCAUGCUCCACCUGCCGACGCUCCCAACGCCUCAGCAAACACAGCUCAUGCUAGCCACUGUCGGAUAUCAACUCCAGCCUCCACAGGUGUAGUCCAGCCAGGCCAGCCAGGCCAGCCAGCCCAAGCCGGCCGUGUGCCUGCUACGAGUCAGGGCGACAAUAACGGCACCGCUCCCCCCACCAAGAAUCGGAAGCGGUCCCGGUCUCGAAAGACGGGCCGGAAUAGGGGUUCGUCGCCUCCAAAACCCGCCCUCGACCCCCUCUCGGUAGCAGGAAAGGCUCGGAACCAGAAGACGGGUCCCGGCAGCCCACAUACUACCACGGAACCUAGCACCACCAGUAAGGCUGGCGCGGAGGGUACAUGCCAAAGCAAGCAGGUCGACAAGAUCUGCACCGAGACGGCCCGUCUGACUCUUGACGACAUUACCGGCAUGGCAGGUGUCCCAGUCCCAACCCGACCGGAGGUUGAUACUACGCAGGCCGUCCCCGACGCCCGAGCGGUAUCAGCACCUGUCCCCGUCGCCGUUGCCCUUCCGCUUACUCGCGCGCCCGUCAGUAGACGCUCGCACAAUGACCAGGCGCCUACCCUACCUGGGUUGAUCGAACCCAAGACGGACGAGGAACGAGCCGAACGAGCAUAUCACCUUAAAUUUAUGCAAGAGGCGCUUGAUAUGGGCAACCUAGCUUUGAAUACCAACGAAACGCCUGUGGGUUGUGUUCUAGUGUGCCGUGGAAGGGUUGUCGCCAGAGGAAUGAACGCCACCAAUGUUACCCGGAAUGGUACUCGCCAUGCCGAGUUUAUGGCGUUGUCUGCUCUGCUUUCCCGGAAGGAACCGCACGAUGCUGGAAAAAACCACGUUAGCCCAAAUCUGGACGAUGCCAGCUGGGGUGAGGUAGAUCCACGGGACGGCCAUAUCUAUCCUUAUGGUCAGAAGCUCCACCCCGCUCCCGUGGUCGACCGCUCCAUACUAUCCGAGUGCGUUCUCUACGUCACUGUCGAGCCUUGCGUCAUGUGCGCCUCGCUUCUCCGCCAACUAGGCAUCAAGAAGGUCUACUUCGGCGCCGUGAAUGACAAAUUUGGUGGGACAGGAGGGGUGUUUAGGAUUCACAUGAACUCCAAACCUGUCCCCAGACCGUCGGAUCGCCCUUACCAGAAUGGAUACGGCCCUCACGAUGUCGGUCGUAUCGUCAGGGGCCGCGCAACGGUUCUUCCGCGGGAUGAGGACGACGGUGAUGGAGGGAACGUAGAACCCGGCUAUCCUGUCGAGGGCGGCUAUCUCCGUAACGAGGCAGUUUCGCUUCUUCGACGUUUCUAUGUGCAGGAGAACGGCCGAGCCCCACAGCCUCGCAAGAAAGAGGGUAGGGCCGCUCGCCUGUUUGCCAUGGAAAACUCGGCGAAGAAUGGGGCCUGCCCACCCGAACUUUCGGACGCCGGUGCGCUUGCCGCUACGCCUGCGAUGGAUUCCGAGACGCCAGCCGCAGACGGCGAAAACGGAGAGGGGACCGACAACUCUGCAGCUGUAUGAACCGGCUGUGCUGACCGCGCGUUACUGACACGUUUCGAGUUAUUCUCCCUUCCCACCACUCUUUCUCGAUCACAACGUGGAUACCCUGUGGCAGUACCGCGAUAGACUUGGCAUCAUCAUACCCCCCUAGUUUUACGUGAACGAGAGGUUUGCCUACCUGGAGUUCCUGGAAAGUUUUUGCCUCUUCUUUUUCCACGAAGGGGAAAGAAAUACCACGAAUUAAGUCAUUACAGUUACGGAAUUUGACACCUAGAAGAUUCAAUGGCCAAGUACCGGCCAGCCUCGCGGCAAGUCAAGUGCCUAUUUAGACUUGAGGGCAUGUUUUCUUUCUUAUUCGUCGUCUUCUCUCCUCCCCUCCUUUACUCGAUGGGUUGUCGAUCUGGGCAGGUUCAUACACGGAAUCGGCAUCAGUGAGACAGGGCAAGUCCGCCUUGCGUUUCUAGGAUCAUCAUCUCCUGACCAGGCACCGCACGAGGGAGACGGGCCUUUUCUGUUUUCGUGACGUGCCCUCGGUGUUGAUGCGUAGCACACGGCGUUACAAGGGCUUUAUUUCUGGUCUUGCGCAGGAAUCAGGGGUGCGAGGGCGUACUCCCAGAUGAAUUAGUGCUUGCUUAUUUCUCCGGUCUGUCUGGCGUGGCGGGCGGCGUUCCCACCCUCGGCAUGUCUACUACAUGUCUACUACCAGUUACACGUAGACUCGAUAGCCUCAGGCCAUCAUGAAUCGACUCGCUUACGCAUAUCUGA